AACUCAACAUGGCCGGACACGGUAAGUAGAAAGAUGUUUAUGAUUUGAUCCUAACUAGAGUAGAUUUUAGCUUGAUUUCGUCACACAUUUCCCUAUAUUUUAUUGUGAACAGAGCAAAUGGCUUUCAUGAAGCCGAAUAAAACGUUUUGGUAAGGAACAAGCGAUCAAUUAAUGAUUCGAAUGAAGGAGAAGCAUCUUCAAGCUAAUGCUAGCCGUUCACAACACUAACGGAGGACAACCUGUCUUGUCCUCCACACCACUGCAGAUCCUGUUUCACUUGAACGGCUGGUAUUUUGCAGCUUUCUUCAUCGCUGAGAUUCUUAUAUUUAUCUACAAAGGGGUGAUCCUCCCUUACCCACAAGCCAAUCUGAUAUUAGAUGUUGUCUUGCUGCUCCUCUUCCUGGGCCUGGAAACCCUCAGACUCUUCUAUGGCUGGAAGGGGAACCUGUGUCAGCGCUCUCUGGCUCUGUUUGUGAGUGUUGCUGUUCUGGUGCCCUGUGCGGUGCUGAGCGUCUACUUCCUGCUGCUGCAGACCUUUGUGUUACGGCUGGAGGUUGUGCUCAAUGCUGUGCUGCUCUGCUUCUACAGCUUUGAGCUGAUUCUGGGGCUCAUAACCCUCUCCGUUUUUUCAAGGGCCAACAUUUAUUAAUUCCAUCUGCUUUUUUGACGUCUGAAUGAAAACACUGAACUGAAUAAGCUUGCUGGCUUUCAGAUUGAGGGCCGUCAAGAUCUGCAAUACAUUUAAAUUACAUAAAACAGACAUUUCAUUUGUACAGUUUUUCAAACAAGUAUAUCAAGUUGAUCUUGAGAUGUUUUAAAGGCUAUUUUCAGUGUACUCUGAUUUUUAUAAAUAAUGCAUUCUUAAUUGCUAUGUAAAUGUAUUUAUGUAAAUAAAGUUUGCCAUUAUU
Carassius auratus (goldfish) is the source of this 908-nucleotide messenger RNA. Its product is annotated as transmembrane protein 216. Gene Ontology annotation, biological process: non-motile cilium assembly. Bases 206 to 649 code for a protein of 147 amino acids. Gene Ontology annotation, cellular component: ciliary transition zone. The transcript has 6 exons. The record is from RefSeq and is a predicted model, not a curated record. Lineage: Eukaryota; Metazoa; Chordata; Actinopteri; Cypriniformes; Cyprinidae.